Molecule: messenger RNA, 2211 nt
Organism: Papaver somniferum (opium poppy)
Lineage: Eukaryota; Viridiplantae; Streptophyta; Magnoliopsida; Ranunculales; Papaveraceae
Product: cytochrome P450 93A3-like
Exons: 2
Coding region: 208-1806 (532 amino acids)
Cellular component (GO): membrane
Molecular function (GO): heme binding; iron ion binding; oxidoreductase activity, acting on paired donors, with incorporation or reduction of molecular oxygen, NAD(P)H as one donor, and incorporation of one atom of oxygen
Source: RefSeq, a predicted model, not a curated record
UUUGUCUUACCUUCCAAAAACAACAAAAUCUAUGUUAUUUGUUUGAAGUUUUCUUGAUAGAUUCAGUUUUAUGUAGGUCUGAAUUUCGAGUUACUUUUGUUGCUAUGCGUGGUUCCUCCAUAUUGAAAGAUAUAUAUUGAGAGGGAUAGACAAACAGACAAAUAGAUCCAAGUCCCAGGCAUAUUGUGGUGUCUGUUAAUUGGAGUAAUGGUGCUUAUCCUAUUCCUUUAUGCAAUUGUCUUCAUUUUUUCUCUGUUGGUUCUGCUUGGGGCAAUCUUCACUUCCAAAAAUAGAGUAGGGUGUAGACUCCCACCAAGUCCAAUAGGAUUACCAAUCAUUGGACAUAUGCACCUCAUAGAUAUCGUGCCUUACCGGUCUUUUCACAAACUGGCAAUCCGAUAUGGUCCUUUGAUCCAUCUUCGUCUAGGUUCUGUUCCCUGCAUCAUAGUUUCCUCUCCUGAAUUAGCAAAAGAGUGUCUUAUGACCAAUGAACUAACCUUUGAUUCACGUCCUGUAACAGUCGCCAUCGAUUACCUUACUUACAACUCUGCUGGCUUUGCUUUCACUCAUUUUGGAACUGUCUGGAGUUUUAUGAAAAAGGUUUUAAUGUCUGAGCUCCUCGGUGGCCAGGCUCUUAAGAAACAUGGCCACAUUCGGCGAGAUGAGAUUCAGAACUUAGUUCAGCUGUUAUUGAAGAAAUCUAUCCAUGGGGAAACAGUAAAUGUUUCAGAAGAGCUCAUGAAGCUUUCGAAUAACAUAAUUACUCAAAUGAUGCUUGGUAAGAAGUAUUCUGAUAGUAAAGAGAGGGGAGAGGAAGUCCGUUCCCUGGUUAGGGAGGUUACAGAGAUUUUUGGUCAGUUCAAUGUCUCAGAUUCUUUUGGGUUUCUCCGGAACCUAGAUUUACAGGGGUUUCUUAAAAAAUCCACUGAUAUAAGAGGUAGAUAUGAUAUUUUGCUUGAAAGAAUCAUCAAGGAGCGUGAAGAAGUAAGAAGAAACAAGACGACAGGGAAGCCGACUAGUGAUGUGGGUAAUAACAAGGAGAAAGAUUUUUUGGAUAUCUUACUCGAUGUAUCAGAAGAUAUGAACUCAGAGGUCAAACUGAACAGAGAUAAUGUUAAGGCUUUUCUCUUGGAUAUCAUGACAGCUGGGACAGACACAUCAGCUGGUUCUACUGAAUGGGCACUAGGGGAGCUCAUUAAUCAUCCAAAUAUGCUUCAGAAAGCUAGGGAAGAGAUAGAUUCAGUUGUGGGUAGAAAUGUUAGGCUAGUGGAUGAAUCUGAUCUACCAAAUCUUCCUUACCUUCAAACAAUUUUUAAAGAAGCUCUACGUCUUCACCCUCCUGCACCCAUGCUUGCUAGAGAAUCGACCCAAGAUUGUGUGAUAGGAGGCUACAGCAUCCCAGCUAAAACUAGGUUGUUUGUAAAUGUAUGGUCUAUCAAUAGAAACCCUAAGUACUGGAGUGACCCCUUGGAAUUUCGACCAGAGAGGUUUAUGAUACCUGAAGGUGUUGAUGGCAAAUGUGAUCAGUAUCAAACAAGUAGAGUGAAUAAGGAUGUUAGGGGGCAACAUUUUGAAUUCCUGCCAUUUGGUACUGGGAGGAGAGGGUGUCCUGGGAUUUGGUUAUCUCUGCUCGUAGGACCAGCAGUAUUGGCUGCUAUGAUCCAAUGCUUGGAUUGGGAGGUAGUUAGCAGUGACGGCAGCAAAGAAAUUGAUAUGACUGACCGACCUGGAUUGACUGUUCCCAUGGCUAAUCCUAUCUUACUUGACCUGCACACCCGUUUCGAUCCGUUCAACCUCGAUAUGUAAUCGACCUGAACCUGUCAGUGGGAGAAACAACGUGGGAAUUGAAUGUGCUUUCGAAUCUGUCAAGGUUGUGGCUGCAGAUUUGAAAAUGAAACAUCUUCUAUUUAGCUGGCUAGGUUGUGGUUUAUAGAUUUAGUAAAACUGCCUAUGAAUGUGUUUAACGGUAUGCAUCCCAUUAAUUUAUCAGGCUUGCUGAUUUUCCUUGCUUCUGUUAAUUGCAUGAUUUCAGGAUACUCAAAGUUUGUACUGUGCAUCUUGAUGUGUGUUCUCUUUCUACCAAACAUUCAAUAAAGGAAUGUAAGGAUUUAAUCUGUCUGGUUUUUAAGAUCAAAAUACAUAUGUAAUAGGAACCAGUUUCACUAAAGUUCUGAUGUAAAGCGCUUGCUGCAUCUAGACACAUUCUACUCU